UCUGACAGGAUGUUUGCUUUCCUGCUGAGCGGAGCUGGGGAGGAGUAGUGAGGCAAGGUGCCUAUUGUGCCCAAUGCAGGCUGAGAGGAUUGCAGCACAGCAGCCAGGAAGUGUGUCCACCAAGUCUCUGACACCUACUGCUGCUGAGUCAUUGCUCACGUCUGCACCCAGCAGCACAGUCCAUUCGCUCCUCGUGGAGCUCUCUGCUGCACAGCCAAGAUGCCCUCUGCAGAGGCAUGGGGCUGGCAGACAAAUGCCACUUGUGAGAGUUCAACAGACAUGGAGCUGGUUCUGCAUUACUCCCUUAUUCCAUCGUUUGCCAUCAUUUUGGUGCUGUCCUUCCUUGAAAGAAGAGUGAGCAGGAGACAGAUAGAUGGAAAAUUGCACCUCCUCAAUGGCCGCUUUGGAAUUGUGAUACCCUUGGAUUUCGUUGGGACAUUCAGCAACCGAUGGUCAUUUGGUUUUGCAUUUGGAGCUACAGCCAAUAAAGUUAUGUUCCUGUUUUCGGAAGGUUACCGGCCACUACAAGUGCCCCAGUGGGCCCAAGCCAUUGUGCUUCUCAUAGGCAGCACUGAAGUGGGCCUCUCAUAUUUCCCUUUCUUCGCCUGCCUCUCGACGGAAUUCCGGAUCACAGGGUCUGUACUGGGAUUCUUCUACACUUUCACUUGGUUCAUAAUCACAAUCACAAACAUUGUGCAGUGCCCACAUGGACAAGUGAUGGGAGACUAUGAGAAGAUCAUAUUUUAUUGGCCUUCCUUGUUCUGUCUGAUUUUCCUACUGGGCCGCUUUGCCCUGAUGUUUGUGAAAGCACUGAGGGUUCGAUUAAAGAUGGAUGUGUCAAGUCAGGAAAAUCAUUUCCUGGAGGAUCAUCAGGCUCAGCAUGUCAAGCGUCUGGUCAGGAAGCCCCAAGAGCGGCAGGUUCGGAAAUCUUGGUUCCAGCACAAGGUGUACGAAUGGGACCCAUGCUUUCAGUUCCCAGGCAGAAUGAUUGGCACAUCUGCACUAGCCUUAAUCUGCCUGUACAUUUUUAUUGUUAUUGAGUUUUACAUUUACAAGCAAUUCUCCCAAGAGCUGAAGAUAUUGGAUCAGAGAUUUGAAGAGCUUGUUGAUUCUAGCAAUGGCUCAGAAGUACUUGUACCAGCUGUCCUGCAGCUGAAAGAGUUUAUUAAUGUCACUGAAGGUGUUUGGAUUUUCACCACCUUUGCGGCCUCCCUGACUUGUGUAAGCUACGUAUUUCACAUCUUGGCCUGCUACAGAAAACACAUGAAGCGGCUGUGGGCAGGGGAGAAACAUUUCCUUCCACUAAGGUCUCGUGAGCCUGCUUCUUCUCAAAGCGUGGCCGCAAUAGCAAGAUACUCUGGUUGGCAAAUUGCAUACAUAUUAUGGGGCUACCUGAUCAUUCAUGUGGUGCAGUGUCUGUUUGGUGUAAUGAUCAUGUACAGUUUUGUUUUGCCGAUACAGCAUGGCCAAGGGCUGGAAGUUGCCAAAGAUUUGGGAAUUGGGAUUCUUACAGUUGGGAUUGCCAUGGGGCUCAUGAUAUUACAAAUCAAGAUCGCUGCGAGAUUCUUCCUUCAGCCAAAGAUCUUGCCAGAUGAUAAGCAGAAGCCAUUAGCUCUCAAUAACAGAAAAGCUUUUCACAACUUCAAUUACUUUUUAUUCUUCUACAACGUGCUCCUGGGCCUGGGGGCUUGUUUGUUCAGACUACUUUGCAGUAUCCUGUUGGGAACUUGGCUGAUUGCACGGAUAGACAGGACUAUAAUGCAGAAAGGGUAUGAAGCUGCUGACAUGGGAUUCAACACAUGGGUUGGUAUGAUAUUUAUGGACCACUACCACACUAACCCCACCCUCCUCAGCUUUUGUCACAUUCUUCUGGCCGGAACCACUGAGAAAAAACUGCAGAAAUCCACCAAAUAUUAUAUCUUCAAUAAUAUAUCAAAACCCAGAGUGUCAACCAGAGCCAGGACACGGUGGUUGCUGCUCUACACCCUUCUCAACAACCCCAGGCUCACUGAACUCAGGAAGCCUAAUGCGCAGUCCAGUGCCAGUGAUGCGCCACAGAACCCCUGUGUCUAGCUUACUCUGCAGGUGGAAACUGGAAGACUCUCGAACAGCUGGUGACUUGCCCCUUAGGACUUUCAGAAGAUGGAGUUCUAUUUCAGAGCUAUACACUAUGAGCAGUUAGGGCUCUCAGCCCUGGUAUGACAGGAGAGCGGUGGGAAUGGAUGUCCAGGAGCACUUGCUGUCAUUGGUUGUUGUGCAUUACAUUUGUUUCCAAUAGACAGCUGUGAAUUGUGUUAAAUCACUAUAAACCCCAGCAACAUUUUCAUUGUUUUAAACCAAAUAGAGAUACAUUGGUUUUGGCCAAUAUUUCCUUGACUGUGUGGGGUCAAGGACCAUUCUUCUCUCAUUUUGCCAAGCGUGCAAGUUCAAGGGGACAGAAACGAAUUUCCACAUUGAAUACAAGGCUCCGGUGUGAGUUUGGUUUUGUACAGCCUUGCCUCUCACAGCAAGCACAACUUUUAUUUGUCCUAAUUUCCAACUGUGCCAGAGCCCGUGCAGGGACUAAUGAAUGUGCAAUGAACUUUGAAACACCAGCACUGAGUUUGAAAAAGUUACAGUUCAGUUACAAGUAGCUGACAACAGAUGCCUCAUUUCCUAAUAGCUUUUAGUUACCGAUGAGAGACAAAAUGGGUGAGGUAAUGUCUUUUAUUGGACCAACUUCUGUUAGAGAGAGAGACAAGCUUGCAAGCUUACACAGAGCUCUUCUUCUUCAUGUACUUCUAAGACUGAUCUGCUCAGAGGAGUGAAUCAGCCUCUCUCAUUCUACCAAACCAUUGAGCUGUGAUCAGCACAGGGAUGCUUAUGUUUUCCUGUCACGCUUCCUCACCCUGAGAUGGUCAAGAUAGUUGACCUUCCUCUAGUCAAGCUGUUGCAGGUGGUAGGAAGAAGGUCCCCUUCUUCUGACAAGCCUAUCACACUCUUUCUCC
Molecule: messenger RNA, 2987 nt
Organism: Caretta caretta (loggerhead turtle)
Lineage: Eukaryota; Metazoa; Chordata; Testudines; Cheloniidae
Product: stimulated by retinoic acid gene 6 protein-like
Biological process (GO): vitamin A import into cell
Cellular component (GO): plasma membrane
Molecular function (GO): retinol transmembrane transporter activity; signaling receptor activity
Source: RefSeq, a predicted model, not a curated record